AUGGCGUCGUCAUCGCGCGUAGACGCUCCCAAAAGACGACGCGUUUCUCGCGAAUCCAGCGCAUCAACAGUGGAUUUUGAGGAUAUAAUUAGCAGCAGUGAGUCUGGAGAAGAUGUUGACUCAUCAGAUUUUAGCACCGAUGACGAGGAUGCGUCAAGUCAAGCCGCAACUUCCGACAGGGUCUCAACGUCCUACGGACAUGAUUCCUUGCCGGCAUCUGUCAAGCGUGUGCAGUUUCUGCCGAGACGAAACCCGGGGGUCGAAGUCGGCGGCGCGCUCCGGAGUAACGCACGGCGCUUCGUCCGGGCCGUCGAUUUCUUCCAGUUGUUUUUCACCACGCAGCUGAUCAGCAUGAUCUGCGAUUACACGAACAAAUAUGCGUGGAUGCAUAUUUUAGAGAGGCAGACAUACGCGGAAAGAGACGGUUCGUGGAGGAACUUCAGUCCCGAUGAAGUGAUGAAGUGCAUUGGAAUCCUCAUUUACAUGGGAAUUGUUGAGUUGCCUCGCCUUCAUCUGUAUUGGAACACCUCAGAGCUAUUUUCGGGCCUCAUUCCUCCGAAGAUUAUGCCGAGGAGCCAUUUCUUUGCACUCAAGGACCGGCUACACUGUCCAAUUCAGUGUUUACACCGGGAAGAGGGAAGCGCCCAGCUCAAAGGGACUCGCCUAUGA
Messenger RNA from Rhipicephalus sanguineus (brown dog tick), 669 nucleotides. RefSeq names its product piggyBac transposable element-derived protein 4-like. The coding region runs from base 1 to 669 and encodes 222 amino acids. The record is from RefSeq and is a predicted model, not a curated record. Lineage: Eukaryota; Metazoa; Arthropoda; Arachnida; Ixodida; Ixodidae. The transcript is spliced from 3 exons.